Messenger RNA from Caenorhabditis remanei, 558 nucleotides. RefSeq lists its product as uncharacterized. The record is from RefSeq and is a predicted model, not a curated record. The transcript is spliced from 6 exons. NCBI's taxonomy places the organism in Eukaryota, Metazoa, Nematoda, Chromadorea, Rhabditida, Rhabditidae. The coding region runs from base 1 to 558 and encodes 185 amino acids.
AUGAUACCUGCAGAUAGUCCAUGUAAUAAGUUCAUUGUCGAAAUGGAAACGACUACUGAGCUAGUUGACACCACUGACCACUCCAUCUAUGGUCUUGUCGUGUUCCUCGUCAUUCUUAUUUUCUUCGCCUCACUCACUACUGGACUCAUUUUAUGUCUGCUCAAAAUAUGGUGUACAUUCCACGAACAACGACGUAACUCUACUUUCGACCAGAGAACCCGUCGGUCUAUAAUCAGAAGCUCGCCCAACUUUGAUGAUAGUGAUGACGAGUCGGAAACUCAAACCACGUUGAGCAAACGACGUUUCUCGCAACGUUUGAUGAGCUACGUCACUAAAACUCUCGAUAAACGGGAAACCACAAAGGAAACAAUCAAAACUGAUAUUGAACAACCACAAAUUCACGGAAGAACCGGUAGUGUUAGCAGCCGUCGUUUGCCUGCUAUUAAUGUAGAACCAACAUCUGAUGUUAUGGAAACAUUGAUGAAAGACUUGGAAGGUAUUCCAAGUUUGAGGAAUAAUUACGAAGACAACGAUCCAGCAAAUGUCAUUGAUGUUUAA